GGAGCAGGCCCGGUUAAGAGCCAGCGUGGUUGAGGAGGACACCGAGCAGUGGCAGAAAGAUUCCAGCUUCACAGGGCUGGAGAGGGUGGGAGGCGUGGACUUGUCUUACAUCAAAGGAGAUGACACCAGCGCCUGCGCUUCCCUGGUGGUGCUCAGCUACCCGGCUCUCGAGGUGCUGUACGAGGAUUGCCGGAUGGUGGCAGUGAGUGCCCCGUACGUGGCAGGAUUCUUGGCCUUCCGGGAGGUCCCUUUCCUGGUGGAAGCUGUUCAAGAACCCAAGCUCAAGCCUCAGGUACUUCUUGUAGAUGGGAAUGGCCUGCUCCAUCCCAGAGGGUUUGGUGUGGCCUGUCACCUCGGAGUCCUGACGGAUCUACCGUGCAUUGGAGUGGCCAAGAACCUCCUGCAGGUGGAUGGCUUGGUCAGGGAUGAGCUGCACAGAGAGCAGAUCCGUUCCCUGCAGAGGGGAGGAGAUACAUUCCCACUAACAGGCACUUCGGGGAGACUCCUGGGCAUGGUCCUGCGCAGCUGCACCAACAGCUCUAAGCCGCUGUACAUCUCGGUGGGGCACAGGGUGUGCCUGGGGACAGCCGUGCGCCUGGUCCACUCCUGCUGCCGCUACCGCAUCCCGGAGCCCAUCCGCCAGGCUGACAUUAGAUCGAGGGAAUACAUUCGGAAGCAGCUGUGUUCACCGCUGGAGGUCGUGUCUUCUGGGGCACAAAG
Nestor notabilis (Kea) is the source of this 720-nucleotide messenger RNA. It is a transcript of the gene ENDOV, whose product is annotated as endonuclease V. Lineage: Eukaryota; Metazoa; Chordata; Aves; Psittaciformes; Psittacidae. Gene Ontology annotation, cellular component: nucleolus; cytoplasm. Gene Ontology annotation, biological process: DNA repair. Gene Ontology annotation, molecular function: RNA endonuclease activity producing 5'-phosphomonoesters, hydrolytic mechanism; single-stranded RNA binding. The record is from RefSeq and is a predicted model, not a curated record.